This is a messenger RNA of Diaporthe batatas, 1614 nucleotides long. RefSeq lists its product as uncharacterized. NCBI's taxonomy places the organism in Eukaryota, Fungi, Ascomycota, Sordariomycetes, Diaporthales, Diaporthaceae. Gene Ontology annotation, biological process: mycotoxin biosynthetic process. The transcript is spliced from 4 exons. Bases 459 to 1349 code for a protein of 296 amino acids. The record is from RefSeq and is a predicted model, not a curated record.
GAAGACUGUCUCAUCCCGUGUCACCGCCAACAUCAGACGUCUCAACUCGUGGUCGGCGAUAUGCCUGCAAACCGAGGAGCGGCGUGGGUGGUUUGUAAUGGCCUGCCCGUCGCUCCUAUUUCCUUUGUUUCCAGAACCGCUGCGCUGGUCGUGUUUUGAUCGAGUCAACACAUCUUUUCUUGGGAAACGCCUAAUACUACCGAUUUCCCGUCAUUCUCGUUGAUCAUACACCCUCAAAGGCUUGGCCCCUUGACGUGGCAGGACGAACCGACCUGAAGCAAGUCUAGCCGUAUGAUCACCGCCUCGACGCCGCUUGACCCAGCAGCCGCCUCCCUCCUGACGUGCACCAUCUAGGAAGCCUGGUGUUUCCUCCUACCACGUCUGAUCCCCCGCCUGAUUCCUCCUCCUACCUUUUCGCCUCCCCUUCUUCUGAUUUGUCUUCCGCCCGAGCAGCUGGUAUGCCCUCAUCAUUUCGCUUCAUCACAUAUUCUGCCUGUGAAUAUCCUCUGUUAUCCCCAAUGGCGAAAGACUACCAGGCUGUGCCUCUUGAUGAGGAACAGAGCCGGAGCAGCUCAGAGUCCACAGUAUACGAGAAGGACAGGUUAUCACUCAGGUUAGGGGACGACAAAUACCAGCGAAAUGCUAGGACAAGAGCCUCGGACUUUGUGUCCAAGCACUGGGCCUGGAUAGCCCACGCUGUGCUGCUCACCUUGUCGAUGACCUUGUUCACGCUGUCCUUCUGCAACAGGACGGCGAGGCCGUCAGACCUCCAGCACACACAGCAGUUCUCGUCCUACUCACCGGUGGCCCCCAUCGUGCAGUACGACACAGUUCGGUUCAACCUCACACCCAUGGUGGAUGGCCCCUUUGUCGGGUAUGGCCCCAAGGUCGAUGAGGCGUGGGACUCCAUAGCCAACGACAUGGGCGACCAGAUGAUAUCAGAAGCCGAGCUGGACAGGCUAGGACUGCCCAGAAACUCGCUCAAGGUCACGGACCCCAAGACCGGCAAGGAGGGCUACCGCGCCGCAGUCGAGGUCUUCCACCAGCUGCACUGCCUGAACCUGCUGAGGCAGUAUGUUUACAAGGAGUACUAUGUCAACAUCUACAGUGACAUCCAGGAAGAGGAGAAUGGCCUCAAGGGCCAUGUCGACCACUGCCUCGAGGCCAUCCGGAUCAACCUCAUGUGCACCGCCGACAUUGGCAUCUUCACCUUCCGAGAGUACCCAGAGUACGGCUACGAGGACGGUGACUUCUGGCCCGACUUCAGCACCCUGCACACAUGCCGCAACUUUGACACCAUCCACAAAUGGGCCAUCGACAACACAGUGUCAUGGACCCACGAUGUGUAAAUGCUUCAGUAGCCUUUGUCAACAUUUUAUACAUUCUACAUGGGAGCCCCACCGGCCAUGCAUGCUCGUUGGCCUGAAACAAUGGGAGCGAGCAAGGAGAGCCGGAUGAUGCCGGGCAGGCUUGAGACACAGCUGCUCUGCACACCCGAUGCUUGAGCUGGGGUGGGUGCAUCCUUGGUCUGGAUAGAAUCAGAAGUUCCGGGACUUGCAUUCGGCAACCGGGCGCCGAGAUCACGAGCAAUAAUAAUGAUACAUGAUACAUACA